This is a messenger RNA of Darwinula stevensoni, 940 nucleotides long. NCBI's taxonomy places the organism in Eukaryota, Metazoa, Arthropoda, Ostracoda, Podocopida, Darwinulidae. The record is from the annotation of a GenBank genome assembly.
AUGCGCCUCGAAGAGGAAAAGGAAGGAUAUGGGAAGGGCACGGAGAAGAGGAUCAUUUCCCGCCAUGGCCCGAGAGUCCGUGCCAGUGUUGCCAUGAUCCCUUGCCAGGGAUGCCUCCUCGUGGUCCUCUCCCUCCUCUUCCUCCGCCUCUCCGCACCUUCCCUGCAUUCCGGCGACCUCUACGAGAAUGGGAUCCCCGUGAUGGAGGAGGAGGAGAAGCAGCGGCCGGGCUUCCUCGGCGGGAUCCUCAACAUCUCGGUGCCGAAGGGGAAGGAGGCCGUGCUGCAGUGCCGGGUCACCAAUCUCGGCCACUUCCAGGUGGGUUGGAUCCAGGUGGACACCCAGACGAUCCUGACGAUCCACACGAAGGUGAUCACGCAUAACAACCGGAUCUCCGUGAGCACCGGGGAGAGCGGCCACCUGUGGAACCUCCACAUCCGGAACAUCGGAGAGGGGGACGCCGGAUGCUACAUGUGCCAGAUCAACACGCUCCGGAUGCAGAAGCAGACCGGAUGCCUCGACGUUCACGUUCCGCCGGACAUCGUGACGGAGGAGACGAGCUCGGACACGACGGUGAGCGAGGGGAGCGACGUGACCUUGGCCUGCAAGGCCGAAGGUCAUCCCAAGCCGAAGGUCAUCUGGAGGAGGGAGGACUCCGCCCCCAUCCUCGUCUGGGACUCCGACCGUCUAUUCAGCAGUAAGUCUCCCGAAAAUUCUUCUUAAUGGGGCUGUUGGCCGAUUAAGAGAAAAAUAAAAUAAAACGAAUGAACUUGAGGCAUGAAACAAAACUUGGAGAAUUUUGAUCGAUUCAAGGUGAAAAUUUGCUAUGGGCUCAAAUCAGAUCCUGGUCGACGUUUGCAAUGACUUUCAGCUGUCUUAAUUCGGGCCAAUCGGUCAGAGGGACGUGCGUGACCUCAUGCCGGCAAAAAAAAAAAAACAG